UUUCAUUGGAGGAGAGAAAAAAGAGGGUGGCGCAUGCGCGUUAGGCCGACGCCAUCUCUAAACUACUGUGCAUUUAUUACUUGUUGAAAGAUUUCUAUGACUUUUAGUGAAUUCGGUGUGUGCUAAUUCGUGAUAAAAAGCGUUAACCAUGGAAUUACUGUGCCGCGAGUGAGGUCAAGUGUCCGUGCGCGUCGUUUGAUGACUGCAUCAUUCCAAUCAGUGCCGACGGCGGGGUCUCGUCUUGCGGAAGUUUCUUAGCUAUAGCAACGCAUAUUUUUUGCGGCUAUCUCCACCGCUCUUGCAACACACCAAUUUCAUGAGCUUUCAUCGACGAUUCCGCUAGUGCUUUCGUCGCGGCGAGGCGAAGCGAUUGAGUUUUAGUUGAUAUGAACUCUGCUUUAAAACCAGUGCUACCCCAACCAGGGGUGCCGCAGCACGGCGGGCAGGCGAGUCCCGCGAAAGGAAACGUCGCCACCGCCAACCACGCGGUAGGCCUUCCUCAGGGCGCUCAGAACUCGCUGCACCUCCCCAACAGCAUCAACGUGCAGAACUUGUCGCAGCACGCUCCGAGCGCGCCGCCGCCCUCGCACGCCGUGCCGUCCAUGGCUCCCGUCUCUGCCAACAUGGCGCAGAUGGCGCAGAACAUGAGCCACCACGGCAACCUCUCCCUGGCCACCCACCCUGCCACGCCCGUGAACACUGCCGCCAGCCCCAGCAAGGGCGCCAGCACCAGCGCGCCGCUUAGUUUAGUUCAGGACAAGCUCCCAGUGUCACAGCCACUCGCUCUCACAAGGACCCCAGAAAAGAAAGAGCCUGAUUCCACUGGCCAGGCAAAUGGCACUGUAGAUUCUCCUAAGUCUGGUUCCAAUGCACCCGCCACACUCAAACCACAGAACCCUGAACCCAAGCAGGAAAAACAGGACAUUGCUAAAACUUCACCAAGCACACCUAAGCCUCCCGAAAAACCAGUGAGCACUCCCAGCACCCCACAGAAGCCUGAAGCAACUUUACCUGUCAGUCAAACAGAUGGCCCCGUACAACCCAAAGUGGCUACAGCAAAUGAGCCUCCAGAAAAAUCUCCCUCAAAACCCAUUGAGCCCAAACCAGCACCUACUGCAGAUGUUGCACCAUCACAAAGUGAUAGUAAACCAGUCCCUGAGUCAGCUAACGAAAAUCAGAGUCAGGAAAAGCCACCUUCUCCACAGAAGCAAGCAGAGGAAAGUGCAAAACCAGAGGCUUCUGUAGAAAAAGAAGAAAAGAAAGUUGAAGUUAUUGAAGAACCGGUAAAAAGUGACCCACAACCUCAGAAAAUUGAAAAAACUGAACCAGACAAAGUUGAACCACCUAAACAGGAAGAGCCAGAGACACCACAAAAAGAUGAACAAGUAGAAGAAAAGAAACCAGAGACUAAAAUACUAUCCAAAGCUGCAGUGAAAUUAACUCCGAAGUCCACUUUAAAGUUGGCUACAGUGACACCUCCUAUGAGGAAAAGACGGCAGCUGUCAGAGAAGCUUGAUGGGGCAACUCCAUCUAAAAAGCUGGCUGAUGAUGCUGGGACUUCAGAUGCUAAAACUAAAAGGAAUAGAACAAAGGUGCAACUUUACCAGUCUCCGACUCCAGAAAUAGCAAUGGCUACUAAAUUGUCGGCUUCGGCCGGCCGUUCCACGCCGACCAAGGCAAAUGAUGAUAAGCUAAUUGUUUUCUACAAAAACGAAUAUCUGGCAGUUCGUAACGCAGAGGGAGGGUUCUACGUGUGCCAGGCAGUGCAGAAUGUGUACCGCUCCACACGUAAGAUUAAGAUACGCUGGCUUUCACAGGACAAGGCUGACACUUCUGGGGAAACCUACAAACCAGAUUUCUACGAUGUUACAGAUAUGGAGUGCGUUCUAACAACGCUCUCGCUUAACCGCGCGAGCGGCGGCGCGCAAGUGUUGCGGGCGGGCGAGCGCGCGCGCGUUCAGUCGAUACUGCAGCGUGCGUUACGCGCAGAGCAGAGCGGAGCCAACCAUCUGCAGCUCACGGAGGAGCACCCUGAUGGAUUGGACCUAUCGCUGUACACAGACGAGUCGCAACUGGAGAAGAAAGCCACCCGCAAACGGAACAGCUCCAAGUCCUCACCAAAAGCCGAUAGAGACGCUAGCGAGACUGCGAAAAGCGAGGCAACGCCAAGCAAAAAGGCGCGAACGACGCCAAAACGCAGUCCGAAAAGCGUCACCAAAGCGCCCCCCCCGGAGGUGCAGGCGCGGCACAAAGGCGCAGGUAGUACGCCCAGUGGGGCGAGUAGCAAGGUAGGCAUAGUCCGACGGAUAUAUAGACAUACGGCAACAGCGUUGACGGAGAAGGCUAAGGCGAAAACGCCAUCAAAACGGACACCCUCAAAACCGACUAAGGUCGAAACACCUGUAUCUACGCCGCGGAAAGGAAGACGCGCUGCCAAGGAAAAUAAAUCAACCCCUAUAGUGCCAACACCUUCCACUUCGACCGGCAAAACGAGCCGUUCGCGCAGAUCGCUGAAGAAAUAACACACACAAUACUUGCGUGCGGACGUCACACAGAGAGCGUAGCGCACGCACGCCACACAGAAACACAAGUAACGUGUACAUGUUACGCAGAAACACAUGUAACGUGUAUAUGUAUCACAUAAACAGAUGUAAAGUGCUCACGUCACACAGAAACACGUGUAACGCGUGCACGUCAUACAGAGCGCAUAACGCAUGCGCCAAAGCAUAGAGACAAUGUUAUUGUAUCAGAUGGGAACUGUUUAACCUGUUUUUCACAAAAAAGAAUUAACUUCCAUUAAUAUAUAACUUUAUUCGCAAUGACAUCAAUAUUUUGCAGAAGCAAGAACAAUUAUUUUAAUACAUAUUUUAUUUGAAGUGUCGUGUUUGGUACUUAUAAUUAUGAAUGCAUAUUACAGCAUAGAUCUGAAGCUUGUCGGACAUACACCGACGAGAAUAUCCGUUAGAAGCUUUGAAUUCUAAUUAU
Molecule: messenger RNA, 2985 nt
Organism: Pararge aegeria (speckled wood butterfly)
Lineage: Eukaryota; Metazoa; Arthropoda; Insecta; Lepidoptera; Nymphalidae
Product: proteoglycan 4-like
Exons: 9
Coding region: 387-2522 (711 amino acids)
Source: RefSeq, a predicted model, not a curated record